Messenger RNA from Centruroides sculpturatus (bark scorpion), 1463 nucleotides. RefSeq names its product solute carrier family 10 member 6-like. Gene Ontology annotation, molecular function: bile acid:sodium symporter activity. The record is from RefSeq and is a predicted model, not a curated record. The coding region runs from base 411 to 1463 and encodes 350 amino acids. Gene Ontology annotation, cellular component: membrane. The transcript has 9 exons. Gene Ontology annotation, biological process: bile acid and bile salt transport. Lineage: Eukaryota; Metazoa; Arthropoda; Arachnida; Scorpiones; Buthidae.
CACGUAUGGUAGAAGUACGUUUUUGAAUUAUCGGUGACUUAAUUAUGAAUAUAAUAUCUCACUUAUAUGUUUAAUUUUACUUUCAUGUAUUGUUCUUCUGGAACCUGCUGCGAGCCAUAAAACCGCUUUGCAAGUAUAUACGCCAUCGAUUUCCUCUGAAAUGGCAUUGAGUAUUUUGUCUUCCAUCCGGUGGCAUCUCCAGCCUCUAAAAAUGAAACUUUUAUUUUUAUAAAAUUCAUAACUUAUAAGUGAGUUUGUGUUGCAAGAUAUCAAAUUAAAACAAACUUAGUGGAAGACAAUGAUUUUAGGGAAAAUCUCCUGUUAAAAAACUCGUCACAAUACUUAUCAAUACGAGAAGCACAUCGGAAGUCCGUAAAAGAUGGUUAUUUCUGCUAGAUACUUACUACAGGAUGUUAUAUUUAGCGAUGAAAAACGUGAUGGAAACACUAGGCAUGGAAAACAGUACCAUAGAUUUUCUUGAAAGAAAUUCUACUAAUAAUAAUACAACCGAAUACUAUAUUAACGAACAUCUAAAAAAUGCUCGAAAUAUUCUUCCAAUAUUUACUGUGAUAAUCACAAUGAUUGCUAUUGGAGCGGAUGUUUCUUGGAAUCAGAUUUAUACAGGGAUUAGGAAACCUAUUGGACCUGCCAUUGGACUCUUUUGUCAAUUUAUUAUAAUGCCAUUAAUUGGAUUUCUUUAUAAUAUUAUAUUUCAAUUUGAAUCAAGUGUUGCGGCUGGUUUGCUUAUUAUAUCCUGUUGUCCCGGAGGAACAGUUUCCAAUAUGUUUACAUAUUAUUUGGAUGGUGACGUCUCACUUAGCGUGACUAUGACUACAAUAUCUAUCGUGGCGUCUCUUGGCAUGAUGCCUUUGAAUCUUUGGAUGUAUGCAAGGAAUACAGGAGCUAAGAACUUAAUAAUACCUUAUGGCAAUAUUGCAUUAUCGUUAUUAAUGAUUGUUUCCCCCAUAACAGUGGGCAUGAUCAUAAAAUGGAAAGCUCCUAAGAUAGCUUCUUAUAUCACUAAGUGGGUAAAUGCUAUAGCAUCGUGGAAAAUUUUUGUAACUUCCGCAUUUUUACCAGCAACUGGAAUAAUAAUUGGAUAUGCUAUAGCAUUCAUUUGUAAAAGGACCAAAUCAGCUUGUACCGCUAUCGGUAUCGAAAGCGGAAUUCAAAAUUAUGCUGUGGCAUAUGGUAUUAUUCUGUUAUCCUUCGAUAUCAACAAAGAUGCUUCGAUUUUCAUAUUUCCAAUGUUUCAUGCAAUCUCUCAAUGUUUAAUCUGUUUUACUCUAUGUGUAAUUUACCAUUUUGUCAAGAAGAAUUGGAAAACUUCACAAUAUCAAAUUAAAAGAAACUUAGUGGAAGACAAUGAUUUUAGGGAAAAUCUCCUGUUAAAAAACUCGUCACAAUACUUAUCAAUACGAGAAGCACAUCGGAAGUCCGUAAAAGAUGGUCAUUUCUGCUAG